ACAGGCAGCGAGUGAGUCAAGCUGUCAGCGGAGGGCGUAAUUAAUUUGCUUUUGUAUUCAUUUUUCUUAUCAAAUCAUUAAUUAAUAUAUCGGUUCCCCGUACAAUGUUUACGGCGAUAACGCGUGUUUAUGUAUAAAAUAGGAGUUUCCCUGUGUUCUUAUUAGAGGGCGGGUAACAUUCGCGUAAAAUGGGUGCGCUACAUCACACGUGUUUACUUAUUCUGGUCUUAGUGACUCUGUUUGCUAAAGAAAUAUCGCCACGCACUGUGGAGAAGGAUGAAGAGUUAUUCCAGUCAAAACCUCAGUAUACAGGCUCUUCGGAACUGGAGAAAGUGUUCGGCGAUUUAGUAAAAUCGUACCCGGAACUGGCGAAAGUAUAUUCUAUAGGGAAGUCGGUUGAAGGGCGCAAGUUGCUGGUGAUCCAGAUCACGAAAGAUGUGGGUCAGGUCCAUGAGACCCGGCCCUCGUUUAAGUAUGUGGCCAAUAUGCACGGAGACGAAUCCGUGGGGCGGGAGUUGGUGAUAGAUUUGGCCAAAUAUCUGCUGACGAACUACGGCAAAGAUGACAGAGUCACGUCGCUGGUGGACAACACAGAUAUUCACUUGAUGCCGUCUCUGAAUCCUGAUGGCUUUGACAGUAGUAAGGAGGGCUGUGAAUCCUUACCAAACUUCGUCGGUCGCAACAACGCGAACGGGGUUGACCUCAACCGGGACUUUCCCGACCAAUUCGACGCGGAUCGCUCUGAUGACGAGGAGUACCUCUUCGGCCACCGACAGCGGGAGACGGUGGCUCUGAUGAAGUGGGUCAUGGGCAAGCGGUUUGUGCUGUCUGGCAACCUGCAUGGUGGAGCGGUGGUUGCGAGCUAUCCUUAUGAUGAUUCUAUCACCGGUCGCGACUGCUGCGUAGAGAGCCUGGCACCAGAUGAUGCAGUGUUCAAACUCCUGGCACAAACCUUCGCGUCCAAGCACGAGGAUAUGAGGAAGGGCACCACCUGUCCACCAGAUAACUUUACCGAUGGAGUCACUAACGGCGCCGACUGGUACUCUGUUAAAGGAGGCAUGCAAGACUUCAACUACCUCCACGGGGACUGCUUCGAGGUGACCUUCGAAUUGUCCUGCUGCAAGUACCCGGCGGCGUCCGAGCUGCCGCGCUUCUGGGAGGUCAACCGCGAGCCGCUGCUGGCCUUCAUGCAGCACGCGCAUAUGGGUGUCAAGGGACACGUGGUGGACCAACACGGGGAGCCGGUCAAGCACGCCAUCGUGCAAGUGGAAGGCAUCAACCACCCGGUGAAGGUGACAGAGCGCGGCGUGUACUGGCGUCUACUGCUGCCUGGAGUCUACAACGUGUCUGCUUCAGCUAUGGGGUACGACUCAGAACCGGUGACCAUCACGGUGCCCCCGCUGGGAGUCGAAGCCCUGACCGUGAAUCUCACGCUGACCCGCCGCGAGGAUGAGCAUGAGAGGAAGCCGCGUCACGACCUGGACGGCAUUUCAGCUCUGGACUUCCAGCACCACGACUUCAAGAGCAUGGAGAAGUACCUCCAGGAUCUGCACGAGAAGUAUCCGGAGAUCACGGUGCUAACUAGCAUUGGGAAAUCCGUGGAGGGACGGGAGCUGUAUGUGCUGGAAGUUACGAAGAACCCUGGGAAGCAUUUGCCUGGCAAGCCCGAGUUCAAAUACGUGGCCAACAUGCACGGCAACGAGGUGGUUGGACGCGAGCUUCUGCUCGAGUUGGCCAAGUUCCUCUGCUACCAGUACUAUGCGGGAGACGAGAGGGUGCAGCGUAUACUGAACACCACACGAGUGCACCUCAUGCCUAGCAUGAACCCGGAUGGCUACGAGAAGUCUAGAGAAGGCGAUUACAGCAGCAUGCGAGGCCGAGCCAAUGCCCACAAGGUGGACUUGAACAGAAACUUCCCCGAUCAAUACGGGCCUACAAAGGACAACAUAUUCCCCGAACCAGAGACAAUAGCAGUGAUGAAUUGGUCGUUGUCUAUUCCUUUCGUGUUGUCCGCGAACCUUCACGGCGGCGCCCUCGUCGCCAACUACCCGUAUGAUGGCAACCCUGACAUGAAGACGGGCGUGAAGUCCGCCUCGCCUGACGACCCUGUGUUUAUGCAUUUGGCUCAUGUUUAUGCUGACGCUCAUAAGAAGAUGCAUCUAGGGCAGCCCUGCAAGAACUUGAUAGACGAAAAGUUCCCCGGAGGCAUCACUAACGGCGCACAGUGGUACGUGCUAGCGGGAGGCAUGCAGGACUGGAACUACCUACACACGAACGAUAUGGAGCUGACAUUAGAAUUAGGCUGCUACAAGUUCCCGCCGGAAUCUGACCUGCCUACUUACUGGGAGCACAAUAAGGACGCGCUGCUGACGUAUAUUGAACAGGUCCAUAAAGGAGUCCACGGCUUCGUCCACAGCCACAUCGGCAGUGCGCUAGCCAACGCGACCAUCGCCGUUGAAGGCAUCCGGCACACUGUGCGUUCAGCGGUUGACGGAGACUACUGGAGGAUACUGCUACCAGGGACUUAUAACGUCACUGCCAGUCGUAGUGGGUACGAAAGCGUUACGGAAGAAGUGACCGUCCCACCCAAUGGAUCCGUCAGCCUUAACUUCACGCUCAUGGCUAUCGACCCCCAGCACUGGUCAUCGGCGUAUGACUUCCGCGUGCUAGAGAACAUAAUCAACACGCGGUACCACUCUCGCCUGGAGGCCUACGAGUUGCUCUCGGAGCUGGAGAACAAAUUCCCGGACGUAGCGGAGUUCCGAGCUGGAGACAGCCUGACUACGUCGAUGUUCCAUGAGCUGAAGAUCACUGACCAGGUCGGUUCGCCCGAAGAGACCAAAUUCCACAUAGCUAUCAUCAGCAGCUUCUACGGCUCAGAACCUCUAGGACAGGAGAUGCUCAUCAACUUUGCUCGGCACAUAGCCAACGCCUAUUCCAUAGGAGAGCCUCUCCACAAACGCUUGCUAAACACCACCGUACUACACUUCAUCCCCAACAUUGAUGUACUAGCUGAAAAAGUCAUAAAACAGUAUGAUGGAUCCAGCAAAUGUGAGAUUGAUACUUUAGAAGAAGGCUUUGGAGACAGCCUGUAUAGCUACAUAACUCAAAGCAACAAUAAUCCCUUAACGAACUAUACUAGAGAGAAGUCCUUUGUGGAGCUGCUAAAGAGUGAAAAGUUCGAUCUGGUGCUGGAACUGUCUUCGGGGAACGAGGAUGUGGCGUAUCCCGAAAUGUCGAAGGAGAUAUAUGAGAAGUUCGCGAGGGUCUACCAGGAUAACAGGACGCCUAGUGACAAGUACGCGUGUGUGGCGUCGAAUGAUAAUGAGAUACACGGAGCCCUAAUCGACACGCUGCUAGAGAAACUCGACACGCCGGUGAUAUCUGCGGGCCUGAGCUGCUGCCGCAUGCCCGAGGCGAGGGACAUCGCGUGGGUGUGGCGGGACAACCUGCAGAGCGUCAUGAGCUUCGUGCAGCAGGCUGACACUGGUAUAAUGGGCUACGUAAAGAACGAGCUAGGCGCUCCGAUGCGCGAGGCCACAGUCUCUGUGGAGGGCGUGGCGAAGCCCUACCGCGUGAGCGCCAACAUGGCGCACUUCCGGCUCAUGCUGCCGCCCGGGGAGUACCGGGUCGUGGUCCGUUGCCACAAGUAUGAGGACCAGGCUUUCACAUGGCGCGUUGUGGAGAAAGUGGUGAAGCAUAAAGACGUGGUGCUGCAUCGUGUGAACUCGGAGCACCUGCCUGGAGGACAGUUCAGCGAGCUGCCACUCCCUGUGCCGGUGGAAGUUGACCCUAAUACCAUCUACGUCACCGGCCUAGCCCUGGACAUCAACAGCCAGCCGCUUCCCAACGCGAUCCUGACCAUCUUCCCGCUGAAGACGCUUAAGCCAGUAGCCACCAAUACCAGCGAUGCCGCCGGGCACUUCGCUGUGCGUCUACCAGUCACCUACUUGGGAAAGGAAGUUAGAAUGACCGCGCGCGCGUCAGGAUAUAUUACCAGGGAGAAACACGUGCCGAUUAACGAGAACGACAACGUGACGCCGAACAUACUGUUCAAGUUGGAAAAGGACGACUAUGUUCUCGGCAUGCCGCGGCUGGUUUUCGUCAUGUUGGCGGGUGUGGUGGGUGUUUGCGUGGUCACUCUCGGUGCCUGGUGUUUGAGCUGCCGCCAGCGCGCGCGUGACUCGCGCAAAGACUACUUGUUCACGCAACUACCCUCGGAUGAUAAGAGGCCGCUGUGUGCUGACGAUAACUACGAGAUUGUACGUAAACCGUACUACGAUGAGGAGGACCUACCGCCCUCCGAAACGGACUCUGAGGACGAAGUGGUCCUCCUGCGCUCCGACCGCGACUGGAAGUCCACUGAGUGAGCCAGCGACCACCAGCCCUGUUCUUGAAGCAUUCUAAGCUUCAACUUGCGCUCAAUAGUUGGCACCACUGGCUAUCUUACUUGCCUGUGGCGCCAACAUGGUGGUGCAAAUGCAAUAGUCCUACCGCUUCAGCGCUCACCAGUUUGCGCCACUAUCGAGUGACAGGACUUGAUAAUGGCGCAUAAGCGCCUGCCUACUCAUCCCAUGAUUAGAUAAAAAAAAUAUGAUCCGGCUUCUAACAAACCAUCAGAAUGUGACAAUCCUAUCUAUCAAUUUAGUUAGGUCAGAAAAUCGUAUACGAUAUGGAAUUUCAAUGCUUCAAAAAUAGGGCUCCAGGAGUUAUUCCCGGCUGCUGGGAGGUCAGAAACUCUUCUACAGUUAAUUCGAGUCAGUAAACUGUCAUUGACAGACUUCAGUCGGACUGUAAUGAGGGCUAUUGUUAUAUCGCUCACCAGUUAGCGCCACAGUAGAGUAAGGUCCAGUCACUCGCCAGUGGUGCCAACUGUCAAGUAUAAAAACGAUAACCCUCAUUGCAAUAGUAAUACAGUAAAUAGAUGGUGCGAACAACUUCUAGGCGGAAAAUAGUCUGACUUAUCAUUUUAUAGUGCGUCAAAAAAUUCUGAAUAUUUGGCAUAUUUCAUCAAAUGAAUUUAAUACUCUAUCAAAAGAAACUGUUUUAAAAAUGAAGUCUGAGUUUAAAAAUGUUUUAUUACUAUAGAGGCACUAUCUUGGUAGGCUUUUAGUACAAUAUAACUAUCGUAUGGGGACCAAGUCUCAUAGUUUUAUUCAGAAUCGGCCUAAAGGAACCAUAAUUAUUGACGGCAAUUUACACCUUAAUGUCAUAGACAAAAGUUAUUGUGGUUAAUGUAAUGACUUUUUUAACUAAUUAGCUUAUUCAACUAUCUUAUUUAAAAGCUGAAGUUUCUUUGAUUUUUUAAAUAUUAGUUUGUAGAUUUUGUUCCUUUUCUGUGGUACAUCCACUUCAUAACAUUUUUGUCGCGCUUUACUUUUAUAAUAAUUAUUUAUUUCUUAAAAUUUUACUACAUUCCUCUUCCAGUAUUAUUGAUUUGAAAAUGUAUUUUGAAAUUGGCUAUAAAACUAUUUUUAUAUGGAAUUUAUAUUCUCAUGGAGUCAAGUUUAAUAUUUCUAUUUAUUUUUUAUUAUGUACUAAAACUGCAUCAAUGGACUUUAAAUAUAUCCCUCCAAUAUUUACUCGACUGCCAAAAUGAGUGAUAUUGAAUUUUGGUGCAGUUUUUUACGACUAGAUAUUAAUAAAUUAAAUUAGUGACUAAACUAUCUAUUUAACUAUCUUCUAUAAAUAUUUUUAACUGUGUUGUGUUUAAUGUUGUAAUGUAUGGCUUUAGUGAUAUCUUAUUGCAUAUUGUAUAAAUCAUAGAUCUCUUGUAAACGUGACGACAGUAUUAGAAUCCAUAGUACUCGCAGUUUCAAAACAGAAAGAGAAUGAAAAUAAUUAGUGAGAGGCAAGACAAGUGAAUACACCUCUCGCUUGAACAUUUAUUAAGGUGUGUAUGAAUUUAUGUGGAGUUAAACGAAGCUCAGAUGCGCACCAGUGGAAAUGCACUCUUACAAUGUGAGAGCGAGAUAUGUACAACUGUCUCUUUCUACGAUAUACUUCCUAAUCUUUCGUAAACCAAUUUUGUGCAUUUCGCAUAUUGUAAUUUAUAGUACUUGAUCAAUGAUUGAUCAAUACCUACUGUCCCUAACUUUUACAUUGCCUCAUCUAUAGAUUUUAAUCAAAAUUAUUUCCUAUUUAGCUUGUUAUUGUAUUUUAAUACUAGCUACUAUUUAUUUUUCAUUAUAAUUUACAUCAAACGUUGUGAAUAAUCUACUAUAAAUUAUUUAUUGCGAAUUUACUGCAUGUGGUAUUCUCCAACACAUUCCUAUUUAUUUUGCUUUGUAUAACUUUAUGGAUUUUAUUAUUAGAUAUCAUUAUACGAACAUAAACAAUGUGCCUUAUUCAAAAGCAAUACUUAAAUGAUAUUGUUUAUUUAUUAUUUUCGCGAAUUUAUAUUAUUGAAUCUCUUCCUUUUUAUGACCCAUUUAUUAGUUUCAUAAAAAUAUACCGAAUUCACACAUUUUGAAUUAAAUAUCAUUUGUGUUCGUAUCUAUUUUUGUUUUUACAAAUUAUACAUACAUAUUGGUGCUCUUUUUAACGUUUUACACAAGUUUUAGAGAAGAUAUUAUAGACUGUUGUGAUAAUUCCAUAUUGAUUUUGUAGUAGUUUAAUGUUUUAAGCAAUAAAUGUAGUUUUAUUUGGC
This is a messenger RNA of Ostrinia nubilalis (European corn borer), 6649 nucleotides long. RefSeq names its product carboxypeptidase D (gene svr). The transcript has 23 exons. The coding region runs from base 189 to 4370 and encodes 1393 amino acids. Gene Ontology annotation, molecular function: metallocarboxypeptidase activity; zinc ion binding. NCBI's taxonomy places the organism in Eukaryota, Metazoa, Arthropoda, Insecta, Lepidoptera, Crambidae. The record is from RefSeq and is a predicted model, not a curated record. Gene Ontology annotation, biological process: peptide metabolic process; protein processing.